AUGAAGCGGGCGGCGACCCUGCGCCUGCUCUCGGACCUGAGCAGCUUCAGCGGCGCGGCCCGGCUCCGGGAGCUCCUGGCUGCGGACCCAGCCGUCCGGGUCCGAGUCCGCGGCAGCCCGGACGGCCGCCACCUGCUGCUGCUGCGCCCCCCGGGGGCGCCGGCCCCGCAGCUGCUGGUCGCGGUGCGUGGACCCGGCGAGGAGCUGGAGCGCGCCUGGCCGGCGGGCCACCCGUCCCCGACGGACGCCUUCUUCCUGCCGUGGCCCGUGCGCCCCGCGCUGGUGCUGGUGUGGGAGAGCGGGCUGGCCGAGGUGUGGGGCGCGGGCGUGGGGCCUGGCUGGCGGCUGCUCCAGAGCACCGAGCUGUGUCCCGGCGGCGGGUCCCGCGUGGUGGCCGUGGCGGCGCCCCGAGGCCGCCUGGUGUGGUGCGAGGAGCGGCGGGCGGAUGCCGAGGACCGGGCACCGCCGCCCCGCGCCGCGGCUUCCAGCCACUGCGUGUGCGUCCGGACCCUGGAGCCCGGCGGGGAGGCCGGCACCAGCCUGGGCCGCACCCGCAUCCUUCUGCACCACUGCCCCCCUUUCAGGCUGCUGGCCUCCCGCAAGGACCUCUUCCUGGUGCCCGCGGCCACCACCUGGCCCGGCGUGAGCCACCUUCUGCUCAUCUGGAGCCCAGGGAAGGGGAAGGUGACGGUGGCCGCCCCAAGCCUUCGCCUCUCCUACAGUAAGAGCCUGAAUCCUGGACGAGGAGACACGUGGGACUUCCGGACCCUGCUCCGAGGUCUUCCUGGGCUGCUGUCCCCCAGGCAGCCAUGGGCUGUCCAUACCUGGGCCCCAACUCCCCAGGGCCUGCUGUGGCUUGACUUCCGGGGCACUGUGAGCCUGGUGCAGCCCCACGGCGGCACCCGGGCUGUGGGCACCUUGCAGGAGGCCCCUGUAGGCCUCGCAGGGUCUGCAGCCCUGGGAACGUUUCAUGGCACGCUAGCCUGUGUGCUGGGCUCCACGUUGGAACUGCUGGACAUGGGCAGCGGGCAGCUGCUGGAGAGGAAGGUCCUCAGUACAGACCGAGUCCAUUUGCUUGAACCCCUAGCGCCUGGCACAAAAGGUGAGGAAGAGACGGAGCCCCGAGGAGGGGGUCUUCGUUUGCUUUCAGCCUUGGGUCUGUUUCAGGUAGUAUGGGAAGCCCCACCGACGCUUGAGCUACCUUCGGCUGAAGACCUGGUGUUUGAGGAAGCCUGCGAGUACUACCAACGGCGGAGCCUGCGGGGCGCCCAGCUCACCCCAGAGGAACUGAGACAGAACAAUGUCUUCCGGGCACCUCAGGCCCUGGCCUCCAUCCUCCAGGGCCACGUGUCCCCAUCUACCCUGCUGACCACCUUGAGGGCGGAGCUCCGCGAUUACCGGAGCUUAGAGCAGCUCAAAGCCCAGCUGGUGGCUGGGGAUGAGGAGGAGGCUGGCUGGACGGAGCUGGCAGAGCAGGAAGUGGCACGGCUGCUAAGGACUGAGUUGAUAGGAGACCAGCUGGCCCAGCUCAACACCAUUUUCCAAGUCCUUCCUACAGCAGCCUGGGGUGCCAUCCUCAGGGCUCUGCAGCUCCAACCGGAUGGGAAUGGCAGGUUGAGGUCCCAAGCUCCCCCUGAUGUGUGGAAGAAAGUCCUAGGGGGUACAGCAGUUGGAAAGGACCCCCCCAAUGGGGUACUGCCCCUCUUCGAACUGCUGUGCCAGUGCCUCUGCCAGCUGGAGCCACGAUGGUUGCCACCCUUUGUGGAGCUGGCACAGCAGCAGGGUGGGCCUGGUUGGGGGGCCGGGAGCCCAGGGCUUCCCCUGUAUCGCCGAGCCCUGGCAGUACUAGGUGAGGAGGGGACCAGGCCUGAGGCACUAGAGCUAGAGUUGCUUUUGGGCAGUGGGCGGCCCAAAGCUGUGCUCCAGGCUGUGGGGCAGCUAGUGAAAAAGGGGCAGUGGGAGCGGGCCCUAGAGUCUGGCUUAGCCCUCGGCCCCUCCAGCCCCCUACUUCGAAGUGAGAUCUUCAAACUGCUAUUGGCCGAGUUUGCUCGGCACCGCCAGCUCGAUGCUCACCUCCCCCUCCUGUGCCGCCUGUAUCCACCAGACCUGGCUCCAGCUGAGCUCCUGUUGCUACUGCACACACAUCUCCCCGAUGAGUCGGAGCCCCCUAGCCCAUUCCCUGAGCCUGGAGCAGAACCCCCUCUCACUGUGGGCUUGCUCAGAGCUCUGCUGGAGCAGACUGGGGCUAAAAGACAGUCCUCAGGCCCAGUUCUAAGCCUGUAUGAGGACAUCCUCCGGGACCCAGGCACUCCGCCCCCUACCCCACCUCGGGGACCUAUGACUACCCUCCAGGCCUCAGACCACCCAGGGCCAGGGGCCUGGGCACCAUCUAGACAGGACCUCUGUGUGACUGACACAGGCUGA
Molecule: messenger RNA, 2424 nt
Organism: Pipistrellus nathusii (Nathusius's pipistrelle)
Lineage: Eukaryota; Metazoa; Chordata; Mammalia; Chiroptera; Vespertilionidae
Source: the annotation of a GenBank genome assembly